Molecule: messenger RNA, 2003 nt
Organism: Paralichthys olivaceus (Japanese flounder)
Lineage: Eukaryota; Metazoa; Chordata; Actinopteri; Pleuronectiformes; Paralichthyidae
Source: RefSeq, a predicted model, not a curated record
AGGUGGCGCUGAUGCAGGAAAGCCCAAACACCAAGAGAAGAAGAAGCCGUGUCAGAAGCGCAGCAUGAUGGGAUAUGAGAGUCCUCCGGCGGCGCGUUGCCGCCAUGUCACCUAGAGAGAAACGCUUAGUGCUUCUCUCUUUUUUAGGCGUAGUUAGUCUCGCUCUUUAUUAUUUCCCUACAUUUCUUUACGCGACUUUAAUUAUCGCAGUUUGUUGUAUUGUGUGUUACUAUCGCAGCGGAGGACCGCUUCCCGCCAGGCUAGGCCUGAAUCCGCGGGCUGGACUGAACGUGCCAGGUGUGAUCCGGCGCUGGUUGCUGGGUUGGGGGGUGACCGGCGUGUCGGUGGCCGCGCGGGGGAGGACGAGGAGCAGCGGCGACAGAGCCGAGUUCCGGGAACCAGCGGGACAUUUCAGACAAAGGACCAGCGAGAGCGGGAUUUACCGAGGGGAAGCUUUGGCAAGUGACUCGUUUCUGUUCAGUCCCCGGGAUUUCCUCAUGGGCAGUUACAUCGGAAAACCCGAAAGUCCCACCGCUGAGCCCGGGAGGCCGAGGGCUGGGAGAAACCCCCGAGAGCAGCUGCGGGAGAAGCUCUCCAAACCCAACCAUGCCGUCUAUACCCCCAACAGGAGGCUGUCAUUUGCUGGGGAGCCACUUGGCAAAGUGGGCAGGUUCAACAUUACCCCCCAGCGUCACUACCCACUGCAGCAGCCUGGUGCCUCAUCAGUGGGCAUCCUACCUCCUGUCGGGUGGGACGGCUUCAGAAAGAAAAACAUCCUCAGCCCAAGAAACUCCCCGGCCGCCCUCAGUCCUGUCACUGUGAAGAUUGCCAGGCCCAACCACAGCACCCCCAGUUUGGAGCAUCUAAGUUGUGCCAGGCUUCCCAUGGCCCCUGCGGACCCUUGCUCCAGAGAAAGUGUCCUCAGGGUGUUGAAGGAAAGUCGCAAGAGAGAAGUGGAGGAUGACGACAGGAGCUUCACAACUGAACAGAAAAGCAAAAGAAGACGUAAUGACAGUGGAGGAAGUGCACACUCUGCUUUUGAGCCUCUUUUACCCAAUGGGACACUGUCACAGUUGGUCCCUAAGCCAGGAAGCCUGAAAAGAGGGAUGUCCUCACUGGCGGAGGAGUCCAUCAUGAAGAGGUCUCGCACCUCCUCCAUCAGCUCUGGCAGUGGGGCCCAUGCCCCUAGAGGGACCCCAGGCACCAGGAGAAACCCCAUUCACAGCUCCUACAGUUCAUCGCAAGGCCUUAGCCAGUGGAAGAAACCGUCAACACCCAGCUCCCCUCUGUCCAGCCCUGGAUCGUCUCGCUGUCAGACUCCAGAGGGAGUCGCCAAAAGAGCAAGAGAGGAUGACAGACAGUCCCCCAGUGCAGCAUCCUCUGUGAGGUCAGAGCAGACGGCCUCCGACAAGGCUCCUGUAACUUCCAAACGGACCCCAGUCCCCAAGGUCCCCGUCACUACCUCAAUAGACUCUACUGGUAGUGGUGGGAAGAGAAAAAGGAAGAUCCAGUUGGUGUCCAGCCACCGUGACGAUCAGAUCUCACUGCCCCCGCCUCCAGAGCUUGGCUACAGCAUCACUGUGAAAGACUUGGAUGAAGAGAAAAAGGCUGCCCUCAGCAAGAUCCAGAAAGUCCUGGAGACACCUGCUCCAGAGCCAGAGAAGUCUGUCUCUCCCCCGACCACCACUUCCAGCCAGAUGACCGCCUCCUCUACCAGCUCUACCGCCGCCACCACCCUGAGCAGCCUUCUCGCAACUCCUCUGCCUACAGCCUCCAGCACUGCCAUCCCAGUCAUCAACCUGGAUCCCAGUCCAGGCAUCAGUGUCAGUACGGCACCUGCAGCUUCCAGCCCGCUGCUGGAGGCGCUGAAGAUGAAGGCCGGCACUCCUGCUAGCUCCACGCCUGCUGCCAGCACAACCCUAGGUACGAUCACGUCACUGAGGGGAAGUUCUAAAGUCAUCUUGACAAUAUUGUUCAUUUUUAAAAAUCUUCAGUCUCUUUGA